This is a messenger RNA of Annulohypoxylon maeteangense, 1845 nucleotides long. RefSeq lists its product as uncharacterized. The transcript is spliced from 3 exons. Lineage: Eukaryota; Fungi; Ascomycota; Sordariomycetes; Xylariales; Hypoxylaceae. The record is from RefSeq and is a predicted model, not a curated record. The coding region runs from base 141 to 1604 and encodes 487 amino acids.
AUCGAUCGUCGUCCCCGUUGUUGAUCGCGUUGUUGAUCACUCGAAGCGCUACACUAACAGAGGGGCAUGCGCCUUUAGCUUCCUAUUCGGAACAUAUCUACUGUCGUUUGAUACGAAAUCGUCCUCGAGAACGUGAUAUCAUGAAGAUCACUACGAUACAGGCCGCCUUGGGGUCGGCAAUCCUUCUUUUGAAUGCGCAGUCAUGCGCCGCCACUACUGGACAUCGGCACCACCAUCUUCAUCUUGAAAAGAAGCAUAACCAUAUCCAUAGCCAUGGUCAUGGUUCAGCUCACUCGAACGUCACCAACCCGAAGUAUAGCGUCCGGGAUAACUCACAACUUUCAUCGCGAGAUGGCAAGAAGACAUGCAAGUUCCCAAGCGACAAGGGCUUGGUUGCUGUCACUCCGUCGGGACAAAAUGGUGGAUGGGCAAUGGCCCCUGAUCAGAAGUGCGUAUCGGGCACGUGGUGUCCCUUUGCUUGCCCUUCUGGUCAAGUCAUGGCGCAAUGGAAACCAGGCACGACUUAUGCCUAUCCCGAAUCCACUUACGGUGGUAUCUACUGCAAUGACGAUGGCGAAAUUGAGGUUCCUUUCAAGGAUAAGGACUGGUGUGUUGAUGGGACUGGUGCAGUGACAGCUGUGAACAAGGCUGGAAAAGUUGUGUCUUUUUGCCAAACCUGCCUGCCAGGUUAUGAAGACAUGAUCAUUCCCAACGAUGUCACUGGCACUAUUACACUAGCUGUUCCGGGUACGUCUUAUUGGGACGAAACCGCAGCUCAUUACUACAUCAAUGCUCCUGGUAUUGAUGCUAACCAAGGAUGUCAUUGGGGAGAUGAAUCCAAACCGAUUGGCAAUUGGUCACCCUUUGUUGCCGGAGCAAAUACCGUCGCCGACGGGUCGACAUAUGUUAAGCUUGGAAUCAACCCAGUGUGGCAAAGCUCCUCGCUCUCUGGUACCAAACCAACAUUUGGCUUAAAGGUCGAAUGCCCGGAAGGAGGUUGCAAUGGAUCUAAAUGCCGUGUUGACGGAACUGGCGUCACGAGCGACAACAAGGCAUCUGGUGCUGGCGGCGGGGACUUUUGCGUUGUUACAGUCCCUAGUGGAGGCAAAGCUAACAUCGUCGUCUAUAAUUUGGAUGGAUCUGGAGGGGACUCUUCAUCUUCUAGCUCCUCCCUAAUUGCGCCCCCAACUUCGUUGACCCAAGCUCCCACCUCGAUUAGCGUAUCUUCUUUAACAUCCAUACCGUCGGUAACCUCAAUUUCCUCGACUCCCUCGUUGUCGACGCCAAUCUUAACUAGCUCGUCGGCUCAUUCGACAAGCAGCAACCUUGCUACCACUGCUUACUCAUUGUCUUCGAGACAAACAAGCCCUACACCCACCCCGAAUUAUGGCGGAGUUUUCCAGGAAAAUGGAACAUCGACCUUGAGCUUUUCCUCAUCCAAUCCUUCCUCGACCUCCUUAGCUGGCUCCAGCUCCAGCUCUACCAGCGGGGAGGAGUCUGCAUCAAGCGAAACGAACAAGAAUGAAGGCGCGGGCCAGCGACAAGGUGGUGCUGCUAUGGCAGGCCUUGUCGUUGCUUUUGUGGCUGCUACUUACCUACUUUAAGGUAGUUGAGUAGCCACGAGUACCAAGUAUGCCAACGCGAAUUUAUCUCAUUUCAGCAAUAUAUUUAAUUUUUAUUUGGGGGUCUCGCAUGCUUUGGUCACCGCUGGGAAUAGCGACUCCCUUUACCGAGACGACGACGUCUCUAUCACUGCCGGCAUUGUCGAUUUAUAUGUUGCCAUCCCGGAACGGCAAUAUGAAUACUAAUUUACGUACAUAUUACAGCUUGGGGAGCUCGUAUAUC